Messenger RNA from Pichia kudriavzevii, 1860 nucleotides. RefSeq lists its product as uncharacterized. The coding region runs from base 1 to 1860 and encodes 619 amino acids. The record is from RefSeq and is a predicted model, not a curated record. Gene Ontology annotation, cellular component: Golgi apparatus. NCBI's taxonomy places the organism in Eukaryota, Fungi, Ascomycota, Pichiomycetes, Pichiales, Pichiaceae. Gene Ontology annotation, biological process: mannan biosynthetic process. The transcript has a single exon. Gene Ontology annotation, molecular function: alpha-1,2-mannosyltransferase activity.
AUGAUGCGUUUGUUUCGAGCUCUACAACAUCGGUAUACCCGUAUGAAGCGUUUCCGUGUGCCCAAAUGGAUCACGACUCUCAUCAAUGUGAUUUUGAUAUAUUUUUCUUACAAGGCUUUGGUCAUAACCUAUGAAUCAUACUCUCUAGAUGAACCUCUUUGGCAUGUGACAAAGCAUCAUUUGAACAAGCCUUUUUACCCGCCAAAUGACUAUUUUGCUGGUGGAUCUAAGAAACCAUUGAAACAUUCUAAUAUCAGAGUCAUGCUUCAAAACGAACAUUACAAAUCACUAGUUGCUUCCGAGCUCAACUAUACCAGCUAUUUCGAAGACCUUGAAGAAACAGUAUAUUCAUUAGAACCACUGCAAUAUACAGGUGAUUUCCAAUCAUUUAUGGAAAGUUAUACAUCCCGAUGCAGGAAUCUGUCCUUAUCAUUUUCACAUCCCGAACGCAGUAUAACGAACAACGGUAAGCCUGUCAUUUGGGAUACGAUUUUUCUUGAUAAUCCCUAUGAGACUUUAUCAAGAAACGAUCUAUUGAUUAUGAGCUUUGAUGAGAUUUUCCUCCAUGACUUGUCUUUAAAGCACGAAGGAAUUAUACAAAGUUUACCAUCUGGAAAUCAGAAGUAUUUUUCAAAUUCAGGAUAUGUAGUUAUAGGUGGUGGCAUCUAUUCAUGGUAUGCUUUACUUACCAUCCAAACUCUGAGAAAUUCGGGUUCUUCAUUGCCUGUGGAGGUGAUGAUUCCUAGCAAUAAUGAAAUCGAUGAAGAGUACUGUCAGCUCCUGACUAGAUGGAAUGCUAAAUGCAUCUCCUUUGAAGAUAUAUAUGGGCCCACAGUUCUGUCCCUUGGUGUUAGAGGGUACCAAUUAAAGGCUAUGGCUAUAAUUGGCUCUUCAUUUUCUAAUGUCUUGUAUUUAGAUUCGGACAUACUUAUCUUGAAAAACCCUGAUAAACUAUUUACCUCUACCGUAUUUGAAAAGUUUGGCUUUAUUACGUGGCCUGAUUUCUGGAGACGUACAACUUCACCGCUCCUAUACGAGACGAUAGGACAUGUUGGAGGUAGUGUGCGAUUUCUUAACGACUUUUGGAGUGGCAGGAAGGGUGAAAACUACCAUGACAGGCAAGGAACUUUAGCAGAGUGGUCUACCGAGGCUGGUCUGCUUCUCAUCAAUAAAGCAACACAUUUUUCUAUGCUACUGCUUGCACUAUACUACAACCUAAAUGGCCCUGCUGGUUACUAUCCACUAUUGUCGCAAGGAGGUGCAGGAGAAGGUGACAAGGAGACAUGGGCCCUAUCCGCACUCGUACUAAACUCCACACAUUGGCAAGUUAAUAAAUACCCAGGGAAAACAUACGGUACAUGGAUGAAGAAUGUCAAUUGGUUUGUUGACAGCGGAAUUGUUCAGUUUGAUGCUGAGGAUGAUUUCUAUGGUAUUUCCCACUUGAAUGAAUACCAUAAUGAGUGGGAAAGUGAAAUCAAUUAUAAUUAUGAUUACAUGUUUGGGAAACACGCAUACCAGAUGCAAGAGGUUAUACCACCGAAGAGUGGGGUGCCCAUAAAGGAACCACGGAAAAUGUUUUAUCACCUCCACUCGCCAAAGUUAGAUCCAUGGGAUUACGUUUUAGAUAACCUAUUCGUUGAUCGUAGCAACAGACCUUUAAGGAAUUUUGGAACUAUAGAGGAUCUUGGCUGGGAUUUGGAAAGAUGGAUUUGGGAAUACAUUGAGCAAGUGUUAUGCCAUGAGAGUGAGGUUAAUCAUGCACUUCAAAAUAUGCAGUGUUUCAACGGUAGGGAUUUUAAGAGAGUGUGUACCGAGGACGGUAGAUUAAAGUCUCGUAUUGAGUGGUUGAAGAAGAACUAA